Columba livia (rock pigeon) is the source of this 7638-nucleotide messenger RNA. RefSeq names its product ADAM metallopeptidase with thrombospondin type 1 motif 12 (gene ADAMTS12). Gene Ontology annotation, biological process: proteolysis; extracellular matrix organization. The transcript has 23 exons. Bases 333 to 5096 code for a protein of 1587 amino acids. Gene Ontology annotation, molecular function: metalloendopeptidase activity. The record is from RefSeq and is a predicted model, not a curated record. Lineage: Eukaryota; Metazoa; Chordata; Aves; Columbiformes; Columbidae. Gene Ontology annotation, cellular component: extracellular matrix.
CCGGGGCUCACGCCCCACCUUUGCCACGAUGUAGGGCGGAGUGGGGGGACGGCAGCCCCCGCGGGCGGCCUCUCCUCCCCUCCCCUCUGGCCCGGCCCGGUUCGCUCCGGCGUGUUAACCCCGGCGGCUCCGAGGCGGAGUGGCUCCCUCCCCACAGCCCUCCUUCCUCCGCCGGUGGAAACCAGACACCGGGGCGGCCCCGCGCAGCGCUUGUGGGGAGCGGCGCCUGGGUCCGAGAGGCCGCUCUGCCGCUGCCCCGCCGCCCGGCCAUGCCGCGGCCCGGCUAGGGCUCGGCGGUCGCGGCGCCCCGCUCGGAGCUCCCCGCCCGCACCAUGCCAUGUGCCGUGUGGAGCCGGGCGGCGCACGUCUCCUUCUGGCUGCUCGUCCUUCACGCCCAAGCGCCCUGUCUGGCCAGGACCCCGCCGGCCGGAGACUCCCUCUUCCCCGACGGAAGGCAAGAGCAAUUUAUCAAGACAUUGCAAGAAUACCACGUGGUCAAUCCAGCAAGAGUAGAUGCAAGCGGGAAUUUUCUUUCUCUUAAUUUACACCAUCACAUCUCAAACACGAGGAAGAAGAGAGAUCUCAGCAAAAAGGAAAAUGUCAUAUAUUACAAAAUUAACUACAAGGAGAAGGAUCUGUUUUUUAACUUGACUGUCCACAUGGGAUUUCUUUCCCGUAACUAUGUAGUAGAACGGAGGCGUGGCAACUACACUAGUGCGAAGAUUGCAACUGGCUUGGGAGUUCCUUGCCACUUCAUUGGCACGGUGUUGCAUCCAGGUUCUGGGAGUGGGACAGCAGCGAUCAGCGCUUGCAAUGGCCUGACUGGAUAUUUCCAUCUGCCCCAUGGGGAUUACUUCAUUGAGCCCAUUAAAAAGCAUCCACAGAAGGAGGGAACACCCCAUCCCCAUGUUAUCUAUGGGGCGAAUAUCCUUCAAAAUGCUUUAAGGAGAAGACGAGCAAUCCUGAUGGAAAAAGAAAAAGCAUGUGGAUUGAAUGAUACCCUCAGCUUUUUCGAAGAGCAGCAGCAUCGGAGGGAGAAAUGGGAACAAAAUCAUAUGGCUGUCAGAAAGGUUUCUCGGCGCUCUGUCAGCAAAGAGAGAUGGGUGGAGACACUUGUGGUUGCAGACAGUAAGAUGGUUGAAUAUCAUGGAAGUGACCAUGUGGAAUCAUAUAUCCUCACUAUAAUGAAUAUGGUCACAGGGUUGUUCCAUGAUCCAAGCAUUGGCAAUGCAAUUCACAUUGUGCUGGUCCGGCUCAUCCUCUUUGAGGAGGAGGAGCAAGGCUUGAAGAUAGUUCAUCACGCUGAUAAGACACUGGCCAGCUUCUGCAAAUGGCAGAAGAGUGUCAAUCCCAAGAGUGACGUUAACCCAACGCACCAUGAUGUGGCCGUCCUCCUAACCAGAAAGGACAUUUGUGCUGGCAUGAAUCGUCCAUGUGAAACCUUAGGUUUGUCUCACCUGUCAGGCAUGUGUCAACCUCACAGAAGCUGUAACAUCAAUGAAGAUUCUGGCCUUCCAUUGGCUUUCACUAUUGCUCAUGAACUUGGACACAGUUUUGGUAUCCAGCAUGAUGGAAAAGAAAAUGACUGUGAACCUGUUGGAAAACGCCCAUAUAUUAUGUCCCGACAGUUGCAAUACGAUCCUACUCCACUCACCUGGUCCCAGUGCAGCAAGGAAUACAUCACACGUUUCCUAGACCGUGGGUGGGGAUACUGUCUGGAUGAUAUCCCCCAAAAAGAAGUGUUAAAGUCCCCUAUCAUUGCUCCUGGGGUGAUCUAUGAUGUGCAUCACCAGUGCCAGCUUCAGUAUGGUUCCAAUGCUACUUUCUGUGAAGAUGUGGAUAACCUUUGCCAAACGCUGUGGUGCUCAGUGAAAGGCUCCUGCCGCUCCAAACUGGAUGCAGCUGCAGAUGGAACGCAGUGUGGAGAAGACAAGUGGUGCUUCUCUGGUGAGUGCAUCACAGUAGGCAAGACUCCUGAAGCAGUCCAUGGUGGAUGGGGCGUUUGGUCGUCCUGGUCCCAUUGUACGAGGACAUGUGGGGCAGGAGUUCAGAGCGCAGAGAGACCAUGUGAUAACCCAGAACCACAGUUUGGAGGAGACUACUGCACUGGAGAAAGAAAACGCUAUCGUAUGUGUAACAUUAGCCCCUGUCGCAAAGGCUUGCCAACCUUUCGUCAGAUGCAGUGCAGUGAAUUUGACACAGUUCCCUACCAGAAUGAAUUCUACCACUGGGUUCCCCUUUACAACACAGCAAACCCCUGUGAGCUCCACUGUCGCCCAAUAAAUGGCCAUUUUUCAGAGAAGAUGCUUGAUGCCGUUACUGAUGGUACUCCUUGCUUUGAAGGAAGGCACAGCCGAGAUAUCUGUAUUAAUGGCAUGUGUAAGACUGUUGGCUGUGAUUAUGAGAUAAAUUCCAACGCAACUGAAGACCAGUGUGGAGUUUGCCUGGGAGAUGGCUCUGCUUGUCGUACAGUGAAGAUGAUAUUUAAUCAAAGUGAAGGAUUUGGAUACGUUGAUAUUGGGCUAAUUCCAAAAGGUGCGAGGGGAAUCAAAGUCAUGGAAGUUGCAGAAGCAGGAAAUUUCCUUGCUGUGCGAAGUAAAGACCCAGAAAAAUAUUACCUGAAUGGAGGCUUUAUCAUCCAGUGGAACGGAGAAUACAAAGUGGCAGGAACGAUAUUUCAGUAUGACAGAACAGGGGAUCUAGAAAAUCUGACUGCUCCAGGACCCACCAAUGAAUCAAUAUGGAUUCAGCUACUUUUUCAAGAAACUAACCCUGGAAUCAAGUAUGAAUAUACUGUACGUAAAGAAGAAAGUCAUGAGAAUGAGAUUGGAGAGCCAGAAUAUUUUUGGCAGUAUGGAGACUGGACAGUCUGCAGUGUUACCUGUGGAAGAGGGGUGCGGCGCCAGAUUGCCCACUGCAUGCGGAAGGGGAGUGGAAUGAUCAAAAACUCCUUCUGUGAUCCAGCAACGCAGCCAAAAGGGCGACAAAAGAAAUGCUACGAAAAGGACUGUCCGCCUAGGUGGUGGGCAGGAGAAUGGCAGAAAUGUUCAACUACCUGUGGCCCGACAGGCCAGAAGAAGCGAACUGUACUUUGCAUCCAGACGGUGGGAUCUGAUGAGCAGGCGCUGGCAGCCACGGAUUGCCAGCACCUGCUCAAACCAAAGACGCAUCUGUCAUGCAACAGAGAUGUCUUGUGCCCAUCUGACUGGACAGUGAGCAACUGGACUGAGUGCACAGUUACUUGUGGUGGUGGAAUAAGGACUCGUAAUGUCACUUGUGCCAAAAAUAACGAUGAGCCAUGUGAUACUUCCAAGAGACCGAACUCUAAGGCCCUGUGUGGUCUGCAGCAAUGUCCUUCUGCUGGAAGAUUUCUGAUACCCCCACUGGUACCCAGAAGAGGAAAGAUCAUAAUUAGAAAAACAACCCCUAAUCCUGAACAGAGUCCAUCUCACAGAAUAUCCACACCAAGCCCAAGGUCCCAUACAACAACAAAAAUACCCAUGUCUGAAAGCAUAACUCCCUGUUUGACUACAUCAUCUGGUUUGGGCAAUGUCUCAGAAAAAGAAGGAACAGCCAACAAAACAUUACAAAACAAUUUUGCUGGACCAAGUGAUGUUUACAAUUAUCCAGUUGUUUCUACUGAAAAUAUUUCACACCAAAAUACUACUUCACGGCCUUUUCGUAAUAGCUUAAGUACUGAAAUUAUAAGGCAUGCUGAAAAUAUGUCUGAAAGUGAGCUAGUUUCUACUGUAGAGAAUGAGGUGCAAAGAAGUGAGGACACUCCUGUCUCCUCUUUCACCAGUAGUCCAGAAAUAACUUCCAGCUAUGAUUACUUAACUGAAGAAUCUGAUGACAUUGAUGGGUCAGUGGGAAGCAGUGAGAAAUCAGUUGAUCUCCUUUACAGCACAGAACUCAGUCCUGAAGUUAGAACCAGGAGCACAACCCCAGAUACCAGCUCUCCUGUCCUUCAAAAUGAGAGCAUGACUUCUCGGCCCUCCCUAGCAUCUCAUCACCAUGGCCCUUCUACACUCCUUCCUCCUAGCAGAGGAGCACAAGGGUUGGCAUUUCCAACAACAGCAAACUUUAUCAGUCUGCAAGUCAAUGCACCUGUUGUAGAAGUAACUACACCACAAGCAUCCGUCGCAGUAAUGCCCACUGUGUUUGCUCCUGUACCAAGAGACCAGACCAACAACAGAAGAGAAAUUAAGCUACUUGACACCAUCACCUCCAGCACACAAUUGAACACUCUCAAGCAUCCUCUCAGAAACCAAAGUGCAAGAUCUGGGGGUGUUUUCUUGAACAUCACAGAAAACAGCCACCUCAUAACAUCCAACAGUUUGCCUGGUGAUGCCUACUGGAUAGUAGGCAACUGGAGUGAGUGCUCUACCACCUGUGGAAUGGGGGCUUUCUGGAGACACGUGGAGUGCAGCAGUGGAAACACAUCUCACUGUCAGCGCAAGAAAAAGCCUGAUACUGCAAGAAAAUGCUAUCUCCGCCCAUGCGCUAGCUGGAAAACAGGAAAUUGGAGCAAGUGCUCUGCUAACUGCAACGGCGGCUUCAAGACCCGAGAUGUUCACUGCAUUGAUGUUCGUGAAAAGCGACUUCUCAGGCCUUUUCAUUGCCAGCUGCUUGGAUAUAAACCACAAGUCAACACGAGCUGUAACAUGGAGCCUUGCCUUCAGUGGCAUGUGGAGCCCUGGAAUGAGUGCACCGUUUCUUGUGGAGGGGGCAUUCAGCAAAGAGCUACAAAGUGCAUGAAUAUAGAAACUAAUGAAACUGAAGAUGACAGUAUGUGUGUGGAUAAGCCCAAGCCCACAGAGCAUCAGAAGUGCAAUCUUCAAGAAUGCAGGAAAAGCACAGGACUGCCCUGCAGCAAAGACCAGCUGUCAGUUCACUUCUGCCAGAGGCUGAAAGGCAUCGGCAAGUGCUUGCUGCCAUCCGUACAGACUCAGUGUUGCUUCACCUGUAGCCAGCCCCGAAUUCGUAACAAAGCAAGAUAUUGGGAUCACCGAGGCCUCAAACAACAGAAUUACACUAAGUCUAGAAGAAAAUCACCUCAAAACCAAGGAAACAACAACCAAGCUGCUCGGCACUAGCUGUUUUAUCUAGGUGCUUUGAGUAGGGCUUCUUUUUACAGGUUUUACGUUUCUUCUUUUUCUUAUGAACCAUCCAACAUAAAUGAAAAUCUGUGAUCAAAACUGGGGAAACACAUCCCUUAGGGUUAUCAGUCCUAAUUUACUGUUUCAAAUUUUUGUCUGUAAUAGUCCAACGUUUGUAAUAUAAUUUGCAAUGUACCAGCAGCUAGUACUUCUUAGGCAUGCAUAGGGGAUAGAAACAAGCUUGCAAGAAUUUUUGUAUUUUUUUUAAAUUAAUGUUUUACUUGUUCUUUCUUCCAUCUCUUUUCCGAAACCCACUUGAAACAUGAGCACCACUAAGAUUCAAGAGCUCCGAGUGAAGGUGGCUCACAGGGCAGCUGAAACAGACCUGAGCUGUGGGCCAGAUCCCUCUAUGUUCUCUCACUUCUCUAGUUUUAGGAAUCAAAGUGAAGUGGCAGUGUUUCUCUAAAUCAUUUGCUAAUUUCAUAAAUUUAAAAGCAUAGUUUUAUAAUAACUGAUUACAAUAUGCAAGCCAAAUUGAAACUUUGGAUUUUUCAAAUGAAAAUAUGUUUAGUACUUGACUGAACCUCUAAAGGAUACCUCAACAAUAGCCUGUCCUGAUCGGUUUUCUCCUGCUGCAAAUGUCUUCCUCUAACCCAAAAUACACACCAAAUCUGGAAUAUUAAAUUCCCACGUAAGUUUUAAGCAACAUUUCUUGGUACCAUGAAAGCAAAGCUGCAUGUACCACCUUCAGUGACAGAGCUUUCAUUUAAUCCAGUAUCUCCUAGUAGAGUGUAAGCCCACAUCCACACUCUAUCACCUCACUCACAGCAAACUUUUCUCCAUGAAAAUCCUUGAUCACAAUGACGUGACGGCGCCUGGGAAUGGAGCCUGAGACCCAGAGUAUCUGCAUAGCUCCAGGCCUCAGGCAUUAGGACAGCACUAGCCAAACAGCGUAUCUGUUUUGCUAUUGCAGAAAAUGGCAGGGUAAACUUUAGGGAGACCAGACUGGACCCUUGGAAGAAAAACUGGGCAUUUUCAAAAGAGCUGGAUGGAGUCUGACAUUUACAUCCCUUUGAAAUUCAGUAGGAGUUGGACACCUUGGUUCUUCAUGCUCUUUUGAAAGUCUCAGAUUUACUCCCUAGCUACCUGACAAUUUGAGAUUGUAAUACAGGGAAAUGUCACAUUUUAUGCAAUGUGGAGUGGAGAUGCAUAGCCAUGAAUCCAAGUGUCACUGUGGUUACAGAGCUGAGACUAGCAAUAGCCCUCUUUCUAGACAGAUCUUUCUGAAAGUUAAUAGAAUGUUUGGGUCUGGCUAUAAUGUAUUAACCUAAUGAAGGCCACAAGCCUCAUUGUCCUUUUUCAUAGGUUUGCGACCUUUGGCUAAGGUCUCACUUCUUCACUUGAAGUCUCUGGGAGUUCAGGAUAUGCAGCAUGGUAAGGUUAGAUUCAUUAACCUCAGUGAUGGCAGUAUAACCCCAGUUAUAGGUGCUGAUAAAACUUAAAAUCCACUGUUAAAAAUAUGGUGCUAGUAUAACAGAUGUAGGGGAUAACUUCCAAUGGUGCAUAUGCAUGCAUUUGUGUAUAUAGCAUACAUGCACAUAGUCUUAAAAUAAUACAUGUCUAUGGUGUUGCUGGCCAAUGCCAGACAUAAUGCCUGUCAAGUUUCAUAGUGUGCUUAUGUCCUUCUGAGGUCCUGAAUGUCUACUGACCCUUUGAACAAUAGAAAUCUGGGCAGUUCUUUUUCACUGGACACAGAAAUAUUGACUCAUGUGAAGGAGUGGAGGUGUCCCAGCUGAUUCAGGAAGCAUUCUCUCCUGUUCUCAGAAGUACCUGCAGCAUUUUACCUGCAGAGGUCAGCAGAAGUGGACCAUCAGGUGUGUGAGCUAAUAAGAAAGGAGCUGACUGAGUAGAUAUAGUGCAGGUGGGAGCAAAAGCACUUGGAGGGGGUUGUCUCUUCCAGUGUUCAUUAUGGCUAGUGUGGAGUAAAACCAUUUCUGGCUUCAUUGUUUUCUUCAGGGAGCUGUGAUUUCUUAUGAAAUGGAUAAAAGUGAAUAAAUUAUAUUAUGGACAUUAAACAAAAUAAUCUUUUUACCCAGGGAAGCACAGUCAUCACUGUUACUCAGCUUAAAAGUUUAGGGAAAAGAUUGUGACAACAGUUUUAAGAAAGCAGUGCCACUGCUGUAUUUACAUAGGUUCUUAGAUCGCACUCAUCAGCCUAAUAUCUCCUCUAUGUUAACAAUAUGUGCAGUAAUCUCUCCCAUCGAUUUGGCAAGAUUUCUUACUUAUGACAUAACUCUUUAAGUAAAGGUGGCUCUAUGAUCCUAGCCCAGAUGGUCACUGUUCUCAAAACUGAAUAGAGUAUUAAGUGCAGAGAUACCAUUAUAUUAUCAUAUUAGCCUGAGAUACGUCAGCUUCAACAGGUUGCUCAGGAAAAAAUGUGUAUUUGGCACAUUCACUGCUUGUUCUAACAUUUCAAGCUUUAAAAAGUAAACUAUGAUGACAUACUUGUUUCAAGCUUCAAUAAAUGGCAUUGCUUAUG